Miscanthus lutarioriparius is the source of this 1380-nucleotide messenger RNA. The record is from the annotation of a GenBank genome assembly. NCBI's taxonomy places the organism in Eukaryota, Viridiplantae, Streptophyta, Magnoliopsida, Poales, Poaceae.
AUGUGGCGCCGCCAGCUCCUCCGCCGCCUAUUCCCAUCUCCGGCCACCGGGGCCACCACCGCGCCCCCUUCGCCUUUCCUGCGACACCUCUCUACCUCAAGCACCCCGAUCCCGACCCCGGCCACUUCCCUCGCUUCCUCCCUCGCGUCGGCGCUCACCGCGCUCUCCACGACCCCACCGCCCGCCACCACCCCGGACGCCUACUUCUCCCUCCACUUCUCCGACGUGCGCCCCACCAACGCGCUCCUCGCCGAGGCGCUCGCGCUCUCCCCGCCCGCCACAUCCCGCGCCGCUGCCGAUCUCUUCCGCUUCCUCGUCCGCCGCCGCUCGCUCCACCCCUCCGACGGCGCGCUCGCACCCGUCGUUCGCCACCUCGCUCGCCGCCGGGACUUCCCCGCCGUGCGCGCUCUCAUCCAGGAGUUCCCCACCGCUCUCGGGCCCGCCACGCUCGAUGCCUAUCUCCAUCAGCUCGCCAGAGCCGGGCGACCGACGGACGCUGUCAAGGUGUUCGACGAAUUGCCGGAGCAGCUCCGUAACCGCGAGGCUCUAACUUUGCUGGUCUCCGCCCUUUCUGCCGAGGGCUUCCCCUCGCACGCGGAGCGUGCUGCCAAGAAGGUCGCCAAUGAGAUCUUCCCGGAUGACAAUAUCUGUACUUUCACUGGAUUGGAUGCAUACAAUGCUGUUCUUGAUUGUGUGUGCCGGCUCUGUCGCAAGAAGGACUCGCUGAGGAUGCCUAUGGAAGCGGAGAAAUUCUUAGCUGACAUGGAAGCCAAUGGCAUUCCCCGUGAUGCAGGGACAUUUCGGGUUCUGAUCACAAAUUUUUGCAAGAUCCGCAAGACAGAGGAUGCCAUGAAUCUGUUCCGGCGUAUGGGUGAGUGGGGCUGCUCACCAGAUGCUGCCACGUACUUGGUGCUCAUCAGGAGCUUGUACCAAGCUGCCCGGACUUCAGAGGGUGAUGAGAUGAUGACGUGGAUGCGGUCUGCAGGAUUUGGAGAUAAACUUGAUAGGAAGGCAUACUAUGGAUUCAUCAAGAUUUUAUGUGGGAUUGAGAGGGUUGAGCAUGCUGUCAAGGUAUUCCGUAUGAUGAAAGGUUAUGGGCAUGCUCCUGGAGUAAAAUCAUAUAGCUUGCUCAUUGAGAAGCUGGCUAGGCACAAUUUAGGGGAUCGUUCCAAUGCACUGUUCAGGGAGGCAGUUGCACGUGGUGUUCCUGUGGCACAAGGAGAUUAUACUAUUGACAAAAGGUAUGUCAAAGCAAAGAAGGAAAAGAAGGUGAAGAAGAGGCUGACUUUGCCGGAGAAGAUGAGAUUGAAGAGCAAGAGGUUAUACAAGCUCAGAAUGAGCUUUGUCAAGAAGCCCAAGCGUCGAAUGCUCCGGGAUUAA